CAUAGAUGGCAAAACGCCUGGGGAAUCGUAGGGAAGAGGAAGCCAGCCGGCUCUCUGUCUGCCUGCUCCAACUUCCUGCACAGAAAGAGAAAAAGAAGCCAGGAUCCUAUUUCAGUCCAGCAGAGCCGUGUAGCCGAGCAAGACGGCAGCCAGUCAGCAUGGAAAAACAAGGGGUCAUACACAUUUCAUCAUAAACGUUUUCAAGGAGUGGAAGGAAAACAAGGCAAACAAGAGAUCGCAGGUAUGGACAGUGCCAUCACGUUGUGGCAGUUCCUGUUGCAGCUGUUGUUGGACCAGAGCCACAAGCACCUGAUCUGCUGGACGUCGAACGAUGGGGAGUUUAAACUGCUCAAGUCUGAGGAGGUGGCCAAGCUGUGGGGGCUCCGCAAGAACAAGACUAAUAUGAACUACGACAAGCUGAGCAGAGCUCUGAGAUACUACUAUGACAAGAACAUUAUCAAGAAGGUGAUCGGACAGAAGUUUGUCUACAAGUUUGUCUCGUUCCCGGAAAUCUUAAAGAUGGACCCAGCAGCAGUGGAGAUGGGCUUGGCUUCCGGUCGGGUGACGCUCCACGAAGACCAGGACAUCCAGGAUGUAGAGGAGGAGGAUGAAGAAGAGGAGGUACAGCAGCAGAGGAGGGCCCUGGGGGCGGCGUUGGGGGCGGCUGCGGCGGCCCAGCAGGCUGCGUGUCAUAACAAGUACUUCAGCUCUGGCCUCUACUCCUCCUUCAGCAUCAACAGCCUCCAUUCUCCUCCAGAGGAGCUGCUCCGGGCCCUGAGGGAGAGACAGCAGGACGAGGCCCGCUCCGGAGUCAUCCGAUUUGGGACAGGUACCACCGAGAGUACUCCACCCUCACCGUCCCUCAUCAACCCUGAGCCUUCAUCACAAUCCUUCAGCACCCACAGGCCAUCCAAAACCUCCCCUCUCCACCAUUACACCCACCACCAACACCAGCGCCACUCCCCGCCCUCCUCCUCCCCCCACAGCCAUAACCCCCAGCCAGGGCCAGGCCGAGGAGGCGAGGAGGAGGAGGACUCAGACCAGGGAGCCCAGCCUCUGAAUCUCUCUUCUGGGCAUAGAGAGAGAGAGCAGGCCCUGCAGCUUCCGGAGAAGAGGACCAGUGGUGGUAGUAGAGUUAGUGGUAGUAGUCAUGGAGACAGUUGUCAUGGACUCCCACCCAAAACCAAUAAGCCCAAAGCCCUAGAGAUCUCCGCCCCCUCCCUGCUCUUGACAGGAAGUGACAUCGCCUCGAUAGCCCUCAAUAGCCCCGCCCUACCGUCCGGAUCCCUCACCCACGCCUUCUUCACUGCACAGACUCCAUCUGGUCUGCUGCUGGGCCACAGCUCUCUGUUAUCAGGUGUCCACUUCUGGAGCAGCCUAAGUCCCGCAGCCCCUCUGAGCCCGGCCAGGCUUCAAGGACACGGAUCACUGUUUCAGUUCCCCAGUCUAAUGAAUGGACACCUCCCCCUGCCAAACUUGGACGGGUCCCCCUCACCCCUGCUCCUGUCCCCUGCCAAUCACAAGUCAUGAUUCAGGCUCUCAAAACCCAAUCCAGCCCAUUGGACCUACUGCCACGUGCAUCAGCAACUCUUCAUUGUGAAUUCCCAUCAGCCUUCACUUGAUAUUCUACCAAAUUUGCUUAUGAUUUGGAGUCUCAACCCACCCCUCCCCCCUCCUCCUCUGAACCCCUCUCCCCCAUUUUACCCCUCCAUGCAUCUCAACCCCCCCAUCCAUCUCACCCCCCUCUGAACCCACCUCCCCCAUCUCUAGAAGUAUAAUUGUGAUCAUCAUUGCAGAAUGUGAAACAUUGUUGUUUUCAUUGUAUGAUAUAUGAUUGUAUUGAAUGCACUAUGCUUUUCAAAUAGCGCCGGCUGUGCCUUUUGAAAAUGAAAAGACCAUUGACGUGUUUUUGCCCCCCCCCCCCCAAAAAAAAAUAUAUAUAUAUAUAUAUGAAGACGGGGUUCCAAAAUCAAUGAAAAAGCUUUGUAACACUUUGUAAUGUUUUUUUGUAAUGUUCUUUGUUUAUACUGGAGCGGAUCUAUACAGUAUAUAUUCUGUAUAAUGUUAUAUUGGUGAAAUCUUGUUUUGAAUAAAACUGAAGCAUUGAAUGCUGUUA
Messenger RNA from Oncorhynchus keta (chum salmon), 2116 nucleotides. Its product is annotated as ETS domain-containing protein Elk-3-like. Gene Ontology annotation, molecular function: DNA-binding transcription factor activity, RNA polymerase II-specific; sequence-specific DNA binding. The record is from RefSeq and is a predicted model, not a curated record. The coding region runs from base 244 to 1530 and encodes 428 amino acids. The transcript has 5 exons. NCBI's taxonomy places the organism in Eukaryota, Metazoa, Chordata, Actinopteri, Salmoniformes, Salmonidae. Gene Ontology annotation, biological process: cell differentiation; regulation of transcription by RNA polymerase II. Gene Ontology annotation, cellular component: nucleus.